CAACUCAGAUUGGAGGACUAAACAGGAGAAACAGCAAACAUGUCCGUAGCAUCAUCUCAACAAAGUUUCCUAACCAACGCUCUGACAUUAACCCACAAACCCAGAACAAGGACCUUCAAUUCUGUUGCCUUCAUCCCCUGUAGAUGCCAACAGGAUAAACCCCAGGAUUCUUCCAGGAGAAAUGAGAACCAGUUGGCAAAGUUAGCAAUAGUGACACUGGCAGCUGGGGUGCUGACUCUGGGCUCAGUUGGUGAUGCAUACGCCGCCAAGACUGGUGGUCGAGUAGGUGGCCAAGCGUUCCGGUCAUCGGCUCCUCGAUCAUCCCCAAGAAUCAACAACAAUUCCAGGACCAAUAUUUAUAUUAAUCCACCUGUUGCACCUCCUUUAGUUGGAGGUUAUGGAUAUGGUUUUGGAGUGCCAUUCUACGGUGGAGGCUGGGGUUGGUCUCCAUUUUCCUUCUUUGUACCUGGUCCCAGCGUUGCAAUUGGCAUUGGAGGCGGAUUUGAAGUUUUAGUCUUCUUUAUGUUUCUUGGUGCUGCUACAGCUGUUGUAAGGAGAUUCCUUGGAUCAAGAGAUGAAGAUGAGUAUUAGGAAAUAGAUUAAAACAUUUUAAGGCGUUGUGUAGAGCUAUAAAUAACAGUGUGUUGUUACUGUAGCUACAUGCCAUUUCAGUUUGCUGCUCGUGUCUUAACUGUGAAGAAUUUGGCCUACCAUGUAUGCAUAUGAAUUUUUAUAAUGAUGCAAUGAAGCGAUACUUUAUAAGUUUGAAAAGAGAGAUUGGAACAGAUAUCACGUUUCUUGUUCUGCAAUAUAAUCAUUGCCAAGGA
This is a messenger RNA of Rubroshorea leprosula, 827 nucleotides long. NCBI's taxonomy places the organism in Eukaryota, Viridiplantae, Streptophyta, Magnoliopsida, Malvales, Dipterocarpaceae. The record is from the annotation of a GenBank genome assembly.